This is a messenger RNA of Carassius carassius (crucian carp), 1162 nucleotides long. Its product is annotated as calcium-binding protein 5-like. The coding region runs from base 287 to 796 and encodes 169 amino acids. The record is from RefSeq and is a predicted model, not a curated record. NCBI's taxonomy places the organism in Eukaryota, Metazoa, Chordata, Actinopteri, Cypriniformes, Cyprinidae. The transcript is spliced from 7 exons. Gene Ontology annotation, molecular function: calcium ion binding.
UUCUCUCUCACUCUUGCUCUCCCUCGGCCACUUACACACUCAUGCGUUUAUUCUCUGACAUGCUCCCUCCCUCUGUAUCGUUCAAUCAUUCAGAAGCUGGUGACUGACAGUGAGAAAGGGCUGUUCUUGCUCUGAAUCAAAUAACAGGAGGAAAGAAGUGUUGGCUGACAUAAGCACCAUAAAGCAGAAUAAAACAGUUGAGGACUGCCCUUCCUCCACUCCUGCCUGUGGACAGAGGAGCUGAGAACAGAGACACACAGAAUACUCAGAGAAAAAGCUGUCAGAUAUGAGUCUGGGGCCGGCGUGCAUUUUCCUGAGAGGAGCUAAAAACAUUGCGCGUCCACUCAGUGACGAGGAGAUAGACGAGCUGCGCGAGGCAUUUGCUGAGUUUGAUAAGGAUAAGGACGGUCUGAUCAGCUGUAAAGAUCUGGGCAACCUGAUGAGGACCAUGGGCUACAUGCCCACUGAGAUGGAACUGAUUGAACUUAGCCAGAACAUCAACAUGAACCUUGGAGGAAGUGUAGACUUCCAGGAUUUUGUUGACCUCAUGACCCCGAAGCUGCAGGCAGAAACAGCUGGAAUGAUCGGACUAAAAGAGUUAAAAGAUGCUUUUAGAGAGUUUGAUAUGGAUGGUGACGGCUCUAUCACCAUCGAAGAACUGAAGCAUGCCAUGCUAAAACUGCUUGGUGAAAAUCCAAACAGGAAGGAAAUAGAAGCCGUGGUCCGAGAAGCAGACAACAAUGGAGAUGGGACCGUUGAUUUUGAGGAGUUUGUCAAAAUGAUGUCGAAAAAUUGAGAAAACAACCGAGACACUAAAGAAGACCUGAAACUCACUCCAAAGAAGAAAAAUCUGCAUCAGAGACAGAGUCAGACAGCCAACAAAAUCACUGGCGACAGUACUAUGCAUAUGGGAACAUUAUUUUAUACCAUUUUGUUUGUGUAUUUUUAUCUUACUCUUUGAGUGCCACUUUGUUUUGCUUCACUGUUACAUGACCUUAAACACUGAAUCCUCCUUAAACUGUGUAAAUGAUAAUUUUGGCAUAUUUCAGUAUUAUUUAACAAUAUUUCGGUGUAUGUCUGAUAUAUAUGUUCAGAAUUGGAUUGUGUCUUUCAUUGGACAUGCAAUCUUGACCUUUUGGCAUAAAACCAAGUUUAAAAACUC